AUGGAAACAUUUUCACAAGACCAAGCUGGAUCAGCCCCGGCCACCACCGCCGCCGACUCUCUUCUGCCUUGCGACGCCUGUCGACGACGAAAAGUGAAAUGCUCCAAGACUGAGCCUUGCGAUCGAUGUCUCUCGACAGGCUUAAGAUGUACAAGAGAAAUUGCACGGAAGAAGAGAGGACCGAAGAAGGGCUCGGGUUCGGUGAUCUCAAAGCUGAGGGACGAGAACCAUCAUGAAACUCCACCACAACCCGAGUUGAGCCUGCCUCCAUUCGAUCUAUCGCAGCUUCAACGACAGAUGCCGCCUCUCAAUAACGCCUUGCCAGAGGAGAGCCCAUUUGGAUCACAGUUGACUUCUCCACUGACUUCCCCCACCACUUCGCAGUUCGGAGACUCUUUCGGCCCUUUACCAGAAUCAACAAUCGAUGUCCCACGGUCUGUCCCCGUGGAUCUCGGCGGAAGUAGUAAUGAACCAGACACUGUCCCCCAUACAGCAUUUGCCCAGGCAGGUAUCCAGUUGCCUGUUUCAUGGCAAACCCCAGCCUCGCAACUUCUCCAGUUGCAAGCCCCUAUUUCUCCCAUCGGCUAUGUUUCUGUCAGCGACCUAGCACAGCAGAUAUUUUCAGACUCCCCUCUCCCACCAAUGACAAGUGGCAUGGGGUCGAGAUCCAACGGACCUUCCCCCUCCAGGACAUCAACACCAUUUUCCAAGAACGCUGUCUCCAUAGACGCUGUUCUCACCAACGGAGCGCCGUCUCCGGCCACAACUUCCACAAGCUCACCAGCACCGCUGCAUGGCCCGAAAUGCCUCUACCGAAGUGACUCGGCCACAUCUCAAACCGCCGAACCGCGGUUACAGAGUUUGGCCGCCGAAUUCGGCCUGUCGGCAUAUCUCAUGUCACAGUGUGUCCGCCAGUAUUUCCGCCAUCUAUACUCGAUUCGGCCGAUCAUUCACGAAGAAACGUUUCUUCGGCGACUGAACCAGCCUGACGAGCUUUCCAACGAAGAUAAAAUCCUGAUCCUCUCACUGUGUGCAACCACGGUGCUCCAUGCCGCGCCGCAAUCCGACCUGACGCUAGACAGAAAGCUACAGCUUGGAAGGCAGUUUGUAGAAUUGUGUUGUUACUUGCGCUGUUCCAGCGACUGGCCAGAGACCAGCACACUGCUCUCCAUUCAAGCAAGUUAUCACAUGUGCGUUGCACUUUUUGAGCUCAGAAAGCCGCGGGCCCAUCACUUCUACCUGCGUGAAGCGAUCGGUAUGGCUAUUGAACAGGGCCUGCACUUGGAAUCCACCUAUACGGGCAUGGACGACAUCCAAGCCAUUUGCUCCCGACGGACAUUUGCUCUCUUGUUCAUCACCGAACGCGGCCUGGCCAUUCUGCGCAACAAGAUAGCCCAAAUCCCGCGGCUGCCACGUCUCCUGUCGACCGAGUAUUUCGACGAUCAGGACGGGAUCGUCCUGGCCGGAUUCUCCGCGUUGGUCAACUUGUUUUCCAUUCUGGACGAGAAGUUUGUGCGACUGUGGAGCGCGACGUCUCCCGACGACGUGUCCGACGCACCCUACGAGCCUGUCGAGAAUGUCGCCGCGCUGCAACACUCGUUGAAUGACAUGACCUUCGACGACUCCGCCAUGACGGAUAUCCAGAAAGCCGAUGUCCUGAUCACCCAUCAAUGGCUGCGUCUGGUCUUCUGGCAGGCGUCCAUGCGCCAGGGCCUCAUCAGCUACGUCGCCUCCGACCCCAUCUUCUCCUCCACCUACCCCAUCACCAUUGCCAAGGAUUUGUGUCUCGCCCUGUACAACUUGACCUUUGACGCCAUCCUUGUUCAUGGGAUGGGCAUUUUUGAAAAACUCUUCGAGGUUGCUUAUACCUUGAUGGACGCCCUGACCAUCGCCAACUGUAAUUGGUGCGACAGUCAUGAGCUGCGGUAUCUGUUCGACGUGCUGAGCGCAAGUCCAAACAGCCAGAACACGUAUGUGAAGAUGCUCAGGACAAAGAUCGAGACUGAGCAGAGUCCCCAGCCCGCUUCCCCUAUUGUUGCAUGA
Molecule: messenger RNA, 2043 nt
Organism: Exophiala dermatitidis NIH/UT8656
Lineage: Eukaryota; Fungi; Ascomycota; Eurotiomycetes; Chaetothyriales; Herpotrichiellaceae
Exons: 1
Coding region: 1-2043 (680 amino acids)
Biological process (GO): DNA-templated transcription; regulation of DNA-templated transcription
Molecular function (GO): DNA-binding transcription factor activity, RNA polymerase II-specific; zinc ion binding; DNA binding
Source: RefSeq, a predicted model, not a curated record